Molecule: messenger RNA, 1359 nt
Organism: Ficedula albicollis (Collared flycatcher)
Lineage: Eukaryota; Metazoa; Chordata; Aves; Passeriformes; Muscicapidae
Gene: MORF4L1
Product: mortality factor 4 like 1
Exons: 9
Coding region: 15-785 (256 amino acids)
Biological process (GO): chromatin organization; regulation of DNA-templated transcription
Cellular component (GO): NuA4 histone acetyltransferase complex; nucleus
Source: RefSeq, a predicted model, not a curated record
AUGCAGAGGGGAAGAUGAGAGGAGCUGCUCCAGGCAAGAAGACUUCUGGUCUGCAGCAGAAGAAUGUUGAAGUGUUUUUCAGGAGGGAUGGAGCUCACACCGUGUGCUGCCUGGAGAGCCCGGCCAUCUCCACACGGAAAACAAAAAAGAACAAGCAGAAAACUCCAGGCAUUGGGGAGGGCAGCAGCACCAGUGAGACUCCCCAGCCUCCCAGGAAGAAGAGGGCUCGGGUGGAUCCCACAGUUGAAAGUGAGGAAACGUUUAUGAACAGGGUUGAAGUGAAGGUGAAGAUCCCCGAGGAGCUGAAGCCAUGGCUGGUGGAUGACUGGGACUUGAUCACCAGGCAGAAACAGCUCUUCUACCUCCCUGCCAAGAAGAAUGUGGACUCCAUUUUAGAGGAUUAUGCAAACUACAAAAAAUCCCGAGGAAAUACUGAUAACAAGGAAUAUGCUGUCAACGAGGUGGUGGCUGGCAUCAAGGAGUAUUUCAACGUCAUGCUGGGCACUCAGCUGCUCUACAAGUUCGAGAGGCCCCAGUACGCCGAGAUCCUGGCCGACCACCCCGACGCCCCCAUGUCCCAGGUGUACGGAGCCCCACACCUCCUGAGGCUCUUUGUGCGCAUCGGAGCCAUGCUGGCCUACACGCCCCUGGAUGAGAAGAGCCUGGCUCUGCUCUUGAACUACUUGCAUGACUUCUUGAAAUACUUAGCAAAGAAUUCCUCUGCAUUGUUCAGUGCCAGUGACUACGAGGUGGCCCCUCCCGAGUACCACCGGAAAGCAGUGUAAGCCCAGUGUCACGGGCGAGGCUGGGCUCCUGCUCACUGCCCACUCCUGCAUCCUGUCCUUCACUCCCCAUCACACAGCUCUGUGAGCAUGAAGUGCGUGGAGUUUGUGUGAAAUGGAACUGCCACCCAAGCCCAGAAGAGUUCUUGUUCUCCAGUGGAAUUUCUUGUCCCGACGUGGAAGCUCUCAGGAGCCCCGUGGUGGUGCUGGCUUGGUGUUUGCAUCUCUGGGAUGCAGAGGAAUGUGUUCUGCUGUGUCAUUGUCUGCACUCAGUGCUCCCGGGGCUGCUCCCCCCGAGGCUUGGCCUCACUAACCUGCUUUAUUCCAUUGUCAUGACAGACCCACGAGGGCUGUGUCACCUGUGUUGGUGCUAUUGACUGUCUCACUCACCCCAGUGACUUCUUGGUGUUGGAAGUUCAAUGUUUGGUUCAUAAAUGUCUGCUUUUCAUGGGGUAGUUGAAGGACUGUGACUUUUUUUUAUAUUCUAAUGAUAGGAAAAUGCAUUCUCAUCUCGUAGUGUUUGGAAAUGUUGGUCUUUCACAGAGCUGUUUUACAGAUCUGCAAAUAAACUUUUUUA